AUGAAGAUUGCAAUCCUCCAUCUUGCCCUUCUCGGGCUGAGCUCUGCCCAUGUCGCCAUUUUGGGUAGAGCACCGCAGGCCCCGACGCCGCCAGGCCCGGGCAAGCAAAUUGUUGAUGCAAUCAAGGGCGGUAUCAAGGACUGGGGGCCGGCCGGGUCGCUGAAGCCGCCGUCGAGCCCCAAGCCACCCCUGCGACAGAUGCCUGGCUCGCCUCAGCCGUACCACAAGCCCUCGGAUCCCAACAUCAAGCCUGGCGUGACGAGAAUCCCGGGCCAGCCUCUUGGUCCUCAAAAAAAGUGCAAGCCAUGCCUCCGGAAGCGGGACAUCUGCUGUGACAGCUCGGGCAAGCCUGUCAAGGCGGCCAAGCCAUCCAAGACGCCGGCGAAAGGGCCGUCCAAGGUGACCAAGCCCUACAAGAUGGCGCGGUUCUCGGUGCCCAAGUCGGCCGGCAAGGCGGCCAUCUUCAACGUGCUCGUGGCGCCCUACGCGCACAGCGCGCUCGAGUCGAUCAUGCAGUGGGACAACCCCAUCGGGCAGGCCGUCAAGUGGUUCGACGGCGCCAUGGCCAGCCUGCAGGAGGCCAUUGGCGGCCCGCAGCGCGACGACAUUUACGGCAACGAGCUCAAGUACAAGAUGAUCAAGGGCAUCGGCAGCGCGCUGCAGCUCGGGUUCGAGACGGACUGGGACAAGAGCAAGCGCCUCCAGGCCGAGGCGGCGGCCAAGGAGAAGGCGCGCAAGCAGGAGGAGGACAAGGAGAAGCAGCGCGUCAAGGGCCUGGAAGAACUGGCCGUCGUGUGCGAGAAGAUGGGGACGGAGCGCCCCGACGACGCGAAGCUGACGACGCAGAUCCAGCAGAGCUGCACCAAGCUGGCGGACGCGGUCAAGCGCGUGCAGGCCCGGGAGGCGGCUGAGGCGAAGAAGAAGAUCAAGCGCGAGCCGAUUUACUGGUUCGGAAAGUGCAAGCUAAACAUGGACAUGCAGUGCAACAAAAAUAAGCUCCCCAAGUAUGGCACCAAGUGCGCCAACGAGUGCCGUGCCAUGCUCUCCUUGCUCGGCGGGUCCUGA
Messenger RNA from Cordyceps militaris CM01, 1065 nucleotides. RefSeq lists its product as uncharacterized. NCBI's taxonomy places the organism in Eukaryota, Fungi, Ascomycota, Sordariomycetes, Hypocreales, Cordycipitaceae. The transcript is spliced from 2 exons. The coding region runs from base 1 to 1065 and encodes 354 amino acids. The record is from RefSeq and is a predicted model, not a curated record.